This is a messenger RNA of Aspergillus brunneoviolaceus CBS 621.78, 1943 nucleotides long. Its product is annotated as YVTN repeat-like/Quino protein amine dehydrogenase. Gene Ontology annotation, biological process: mitotic sister chromatid segregation; microtubule anchoring at mitotic spindle pole body; protein localization to mitotic spindle pole body. The coding region runs from base 351 to 1820 and encodes 489 amino acids. The transcript is spliced from 3 exons. The record is from RefSeq and is a predicted model, not a curated record. Gene Ontology annotation, cellular component: MWP complex; microtubule organizing center; mitotic spindle. Lineage: Eukaryota; Fungi; Ascomycota; Eurotiomycetes; Eurotiales; Aspergillaceae. Gene Ontology annotation, molecular function: protein binding.
CUUAUACUUCUCGGACAAUGUUGAGUAAGGUGGUCAGGAACCACCUAGCAACUGAUCUCUGUUACACUUCUUGCUCUUGUGUGAAUGUGUCAGUCAUGCCUAAAGCAAGGCAACGAUGCUAGAGCUUACAUAAUCCAAUAACGAGGCUUUAGCGCUUUUCCGCGAGUGGGUUUAUGUUUGGGGAGAAACCUUCGAUAUGUUUAUCAAAGAAACUUCGGCAGUAUCGAGCGCGAAGAGCUAAGGUAGGCAGAUGGUAGUUUGCCCAGGGUCUAGGGAGUCAAUUCAAGUCCCCAGAUAUCUGCACCCUGCUUCAAAGCUUUCAGACUCUACUAAUUUACGGAUUACCAACAAUGGACGCCGCAGGGGCGGGUGUAUCCCCUUCCAUCGCAUUCUCUGAGGAUGGUGACUAUGUGGCACAGCUGAAUGGCAGAGAAUUGGCGGUCCAUCUCAACCCCACUUCCUCAGAUUUCAAGGAAGUGCAAGUUGUGAGGCUCAAAGAGAAUGCCUCGAAAUCCCUCAAAUUCUCCCGCUCCAAGCCUGUCCUGCCAUCAAGCACACAUUCCUACGGGGGGGUGAGUCUCCCGGAGAGACGCCUGCUGUGUGCCAGUGACACCCGUGUCUCCGUCUGGCGGUUGGAUUCGUUGCAGCUGCACGCGGAGAUCGAGAGCAUCGAGCCCGGAGCCACCUACAUCGACUUCGGCGGCGACGAGAAUGAAAUCAUCUACUUCCACGCGUGGAACACUAAGAUCACCAUUUUUGGGCUGGACACCGGCCGCAGCCAGAUCAUCAAAGCGCCCAAAUUCUCGACUACCAAUGGUUUCGGGUACCGACCGAAAACGAGGCAGCUGGCGGUCCUCCUCAAGCCAGAUGCUGCUGACCUCCUGACGAUUCACGAGUUCGAGUCGUACGAGCUGAUCAGCCGGGCAAAUUUGCCGACGGUGGAUGCUCAGGGUCUGAAGUGGAGUCCAGAUGGGAGGUGGAUCGCCGUGUGGGAUGCUGCAAGUGCGGGCACGAGAGUCCUCAUCUUCACGGCCGACGGGCAGCUUUUCCGAACGUAUACGGGCCUACCAGGAUCGGACACCUCUUUUGAUUUGGGUGUUCGAAGUAUCGAGUGGAGUCCGGUUUCAAGUGCACGCGGGGUCUCUGAGGUUCUGGCUGUCGGGAAGGUGGAUGGAUCUGUGGAUCUUUUGAAAAGUACAACUUUUUCCUGCUCUACGACUCUUUCGCACGUCUUCCAGAUUGAACAGAACUCGCCCAGUAUCUGGAGAGAGCGACCGACUGAAGACGGAACGCUAGAGUAUGCUGAGGCGUCGAGCUCUUCGGCGUUUGGUGCCAACGCGGAAGUCUCUGGCCCGCCCCGUGGUGUAAUUAUUAUGGCGUUCAGUGCUAGUGGCGCGCUUCUCAGCACUGUCGACCAAACACGGCCAAACAUUGUCUGGAUCUGGGACUUGGAGUCCACGCCGGUCCUGCUGUCUGCUCUGGUCCACGAACACAACGUCAGGCAAGUGUUAUGGCAUCCUACCAAGUCACAAUUACUCAUCACCACUGCGAAUCCCGGAUACUCUGCCGUCCGCUACUGGUCACCCUAUAGUCAGCCUCUCACAGUUCGCAUACCUAUCCCUCGAACUGAGACCGGCAAGUACGAUGCGAGAUGGAUGGCGAUAGAUGAAGACGAGGACUCAAGGUUUUGGUUCGGUACACCGGAGGACUAUGUGCUUGGCUACAUUGAAGGGAUUGAUGAAGAGCCCCAGUUUCAUGUCCUUAAUACAAUCCGCGGCAAGCUCGCCUCGAGCGGCUGUGGUCCGUCGGCGAGCCGCUGAUUCGGAUGGAUGGACAUUCGGACUUAUGGCGUGAUGAUCUAUGCUUUACGAAACUGUAUUCGGCUUUCUGAGCGACUGAGCGAUUUUUGGAAGUGGUCAAACUUGACGUGUUCUAGUAUAAGC